Messenger RNA from Eremomyces bilateralis CBS 781.70, 1618 nucleotides. RefSeq lists its product as uncharacterized. The record is from RefSeq and is a predicted model, not a curated record. Lineage: Eukaryota; Fungi; Ascomycota; Dothideomycetes; Eremomycetales; Eremomycetaceae. Bases 283 to 1401 code for a protein of 372 amino acids. The transcript is spliced from 5 exons.
CUGUGCAUGAUGUGUGGAGGGUUUGCUCUCGCCGUGCAGAGAAGGGUUGAUGCUUGAUACGAGUUACGACCUACAUCCCCAACAUUUCGUUGUUUGUAAAGGCCCUUCAACCCAACCUCCAGAUCCAGUGCGGCCAUAUCUUCGUCAUUUGCCUUCCUCAACCUUCUCUAACACUCAUUCGUUAUAAUCUGAACGUUCAAAAUCCUUUUAUGUUUGUUGCUUACCUCCCGAGCAAGCGACCAUUCGGGUUGAAAUAUCUCAUCUAACCGGCCGCUAGCAAUCAUGUCGCAAGCAGUGUCCGCCUCCACAGAAGUCAAUAUCAUUCCCCUUGCCCAAGGUGGUGUCAUUCUGGUCACAGUCAGUGUUGUGAUAACGGUGCUUGCGACAAUAUGGACGGGACUUCGGAUUUACGCUCGUCGUCUACGAAAGAUUGACAUCCAACUGGAGGAUUGGAUGAUCCUCGUCGCUUUGGCUAUGCUUUAUGUUGAAGCAGGAUUCAUCAUUCCAAUGACUCUGUUGGGAGGCAUUGGACGUCAUAUAUCAGAGGUGCCGCUGCAGAACAUAACUUAUAUGUUCAAAUUAUCCUAUGGGAUGCAAUUCUCUUACGGUAUUGGACUGGGCCUUGUCAAAUGCAGUCUGUGCCUUACGAUCGCUCGAAUCUUCUUCGUCAAGCCGGUCAAGAUUGCCGCCUAUACCGCAGCAGGCUUUGCAGUUGCAUGGACUCUUGCGGUUAUUCUAAACAGCUUGCUCAUCUGCCGACCGAUUUCCAUGUUCUGGGAUCCCACGACAGCUGGUGGUAAAUGCGGAGACCAGAACGCCGCAUUUGCAGCCGUCGGCAUCAUGGAUGUUAUCGUGGACGUUUUCAUCUUUAUCAUUCCGUUGCCAAUGAUCUUUAAGUUGCAGAUACCAUUGUCCAAUCGCAUCGCGCUUGUGAUGGUAUUUGCAUUGGGGGUUAGCACUAUCGUUGUUGGUAUCAUAAGAACCGUAAAGGUUGUUACGAUGGAUUUCCUUGACCCCACUUACAGCGGAAUGGUUCCCGAUCUCCUGACAAUCUUGGAAUUGGGCGUCGCAAUCAUCGUUUCCAGCAGCACCAUUCUACGCCCCGUCUUCGACCAAAUGUUCCAUUCGAUCGCGUCUAUCAGCAGUAGCGCCAACAAAUCCGAAGAUCAAAGCCGAAGCCGAGGACUCUCAGGCGCGAUGAGGGAACAAACUCCAGUGGACAGGCGACAUCAAUGGCCUGAUGGGGGUUCGUUGGCAGAGCUCGAAGAUGAACCAAGGUUCCCUCACGGUAGAGCAACAGCAAUGGACGACCAUGCAUCCAAGGAAAAGAUAUUGGUUCCAAAUGCCAUCCCAUUUACGACAACGCAUAUCGAAUCGGUGAAGCGGUAUCGCUACGGCUAAUUCCGGGCAGCAGAAGGGUGCCGAUAGUUCGUCUUCGCAGACCCUUUGCCGGGCACGACCUCUUUGAGAGAAGUAUGAACGAACUUGAAUUUAGCGACGGUUAUCGAUACCAAUUUGGGAGGCGUUUUCAAAAACGGACUCGGCCGCAUCUUGGCGAAGUGAGACGUCGAAGCGUUCUCACAUUGGUAUUGACUAUGGUAUUAGCGACGGAUGUAAA